AUAUAAAUAUAUCUUCUAUAAAUAUUUAACCAGAAGAAAUACAGAUAUAUUUUUAAAAAUCUAAAUUCAUAAAAACGUGCACCGGAAGUGUGUCAGCACGAUACAUUUUAGUGAUGCUGCUGCGCGAAUUUUUUAAAUUUGAAUAUUUAUGAAUAAGCGAUGAAUUAAUUAAUGAUUAUUAAAAAAAAAAUUGUGAGUGCUGUAUAAAGUAUACAGAUAAAAAUAUAUAUAUAUAUUUAUAUUUUUUAUAACGUAUAUUAAAGGUAAAUUGCUGGCAACUAAAAUUAAAGAGGCCUUUGGCAAAUAGAAAUAUAUUCUAUUAAAUUAUUUAAAUAAUGUCACACUUGAUGUCUAAUCAGGCCAAUGCGCCGUUACAAGGGGGUGAUUUCAAGCGAACACCCAUGCGUCCAAUGAUUGCCGAAUAUGACCCAAAAAGACAUGAAACAAAAACAGAAUUGUCAGACAUGGUUCUUGUCAAAUACAAAUGUGAGAAAAAUGAUGUACCUACAAUGAUAUCAAAUGGAUCAACGCUACCAUUGGUUGAGAAAGCAAACGAUGAAGAAGCUGCUCUUUAUAAUCCAUUUGAGCAUAGGAAAUUAUCGCAUCCAACAUCAGACCUUGACACUCUUAUCCAUUUGUUGAAAGGCAGCCUUGGCUCGGGUAUCCUGGCGAUGCCUUUAGCUUUUAAGAGUGCUGGACUGUAUUUCGGACUUGUAGCAACAUUUUUAAUCGGGAUGGUCUGUACAUACUGCGUCCACAUACUUGUUAAAUGUGCCCACACUCUCUGUCGACGAACACAAACACCAAGUUUAGGAUUUGCCGAGGUCGCUGAGACGGCUUUCCUCGUUGGUCCUGAACCGGUUCAGAAGUACGCCAGACUUGCAAAAGCAACGAUUAAUACAUUUUUAGUAAUCGAUUUACUUGGUUGUUGCUGUGUCUACAUCGUAUUUGUCGCAGAAAACUUGGAACAAGUAAUUGAAAAUUACACCAAAAAAGACUUGGACGUAACAGUUUAUAUGGCAUGUUUACUGCCCAUACUAUUGGCUUUUUCUCUCAUAAGAAAUCUUAAAUGGCUUUCACCAUUUUCCAUGGUUGCAAAUAUACUAAUCGCAUCUGGUAUGGGAAUCACUUUCUACUAUGUCUUCCGUGACACAUCUGAAUUUAAACCAGUACCGGGAUUUUCGAGCUUUUCUCAGCUACCAAUGUUCUUCGGCACAGCCAUCUUCGCUCUUGAAGGAAUCGGAGUUGUUAUGCCUUUGGAAAACAACAUGAAGACACCAACUCACUUUAUUGGAUGCCCUGGAGUUCUCAACAUUGGAAUGUUUUUCGUAGUAUCUUUGUACAGUACUGUUGGAUUUUUCGGUUAUCUUCGGUUCGGCGAUGAAACCAAAGGAUCAAUAACUUUGAAUCUUCCAACAGAAGAACCAUUAGCUCAAGCCGUAAAAGUAAUGAUUGCUGUUGCUAUUUUCCUCACGUAUGGAUUACAAUUCUAUGUACCGAUGGAGAUAAUUUGGAAAAACUUAAAACAUCACUUUGGAGCCCGAAAAUUGUACGCUGAAUAUUUGGUGAGAAUUGGACUAGUUAUCUUCACUGUUGGUAUAGCAAUCGCAGUACCAAAGCUGGGACCAUUCAUUUCACUGGUUGGUGCGAUAUGUCUGUCAACAUUGGGUCUUAUGUUUCCGUCAGUAAUUGAAUUAGUAACAGUGUGGGAAACUGAAGAUGGUCUGGGACCCUUUUACUGGAGACUGUGGAAAAACAUUUUUAUAAUAUGUUUUGGUAUUCUCGGUUUCGUAACUGGUUCAUACGUAAGCUUGCAAGAAAUAAUGUCAUCCGAUGCUAAAUGAGACAGCGGCGUGACGGCGGGUCUUAACAAUAGCGAUGAAAUUCGCGUACAAUGACACUCAUUGUCAAUGAGUGAUGAUGAUAAUAAUAAUAAUAAUAAUCACAAUAAUAAUUAUUGGCCGCUCUUCGUUGUACAAACACAAUAUACAAUUGAGUCUAUAGAUUUGUAUCUGCCUAUAUCCGGCUCUCUUAUCAUCCUAAGAUGUCUAUAAAUUAUCCAUCAUAGUUAAAACAGAAACGGCAAUAAAUAUUUGUCAUGGUUGCUUUGUUUAGAUACUCAAUACAAUUGAAUAGAUAUUUAAAUCGUCUAUUUUUAAAUUGAGUAUAAAUACAUUUGAGAGCCGGUCUCUCGCGGACUGGAAACAACACGUCCAAGACUUGCUCGCGGUGUAGGACUCAUCACUUUUCUCUCUACUUUAUUCUUCCAACCAUGAGAGAAAAGUUCGCAACAUCUUUAAUAUUAUUUUUUUUUCUAUUUUUAUUUAUUUAUUUUUGUAGCAAUUGAAACAGAAUUUACCAGUAUUCCGAGAUGUCUAUUGAAUUCUCGUUUAUAAUUUUUUAAUAUUGAAACAAAACGUAUCUUUUAUUUAAUAUCGGAUUGAUGACUUCUUGCCGCGAUCCAGUCUAUUUUUGACUGCUGGCUGUAGAAAUUAAUACUAUAUACGCUUUAUUAAUUAUCUCAAUAGUUUAUUAUUAACAUCAAUCAAUAAUUCGGCUCUUAAUUAAAGUAACCAUUUUUUUAUGUUAGUUUUCAGUUUUUUGUGUUCUUUUUCAAAUAUUUUAAACUAUUAAAUAUAAAUAAUUUAAAAUUGAGCCAUUAUUGACCAUAAGUAUCAGUAUUUUUUUAAUAAAGAUAGUUAAAUUAGUUAAAAAAAAAAAAAAUAAAAAAAAAGAGUAAAAUAAAUUUAAAAAAAAAACAGUUAUUUAGUAAUAGUUUUGACAGCAGUAUGUUGAAUUAAAAUAAUAUUUGAAGCAGUACAAUGAAUGAAUGAUUACAUCCUAAUAAAGAUAAAAUAUGCAUUGUUCAAAUUAAUUAAGGAAUUUGAAUUAUAAAAUAAUAAAACUUUAUAAAAUCUACAAUGACAAACGAUAUUAAUAAAAGAUACGAGUGAAUGAAUAUAUAAAUUAAAUGCAUGCGUAUACGAGUUAUGAGAAAUUGACGUGCGCUCAAUUAAUUAAUGCAAUCAAUAUGCACAUUUUUAAAAAAAAUAUUAUUUUAAAGUAAUUAUCGCUAAUAUUCUUCAUUUAUUUAUGUAUAAAUUUGAUUUUUGUUAUAAAAAUUGCAGAAUCUCGGUGGCAUUAACGUGCUAAAAUAUUUAUAAAAUUUUUACAUCAGAAUACAUAAAACACCAAGCAUUUUUUAUAUAAUAGACCAUUUUUUUUUAAUUAAUUAAUUUUUUACCAAAAUAAUGAAUUUAUACGAAAUUGUGAUUAUUUAUUUUUACAGCAUUAUACACGCAAUAAAUAACGAAGGAAUUAUUAAAAAAUUUUUUUAAUAAUUGCAAUUUAGUAAUUUACAAAUUGUAACACGAAAAUUAAUUAUGUAUAGCUGUGCGUAUGGAUCUAAUUUUUGUGCAUAUUGUUACUUUAUAUUAUAAUGUAUAAUAUGUUAUUCUAUUUAAUACAUGAGUGAAAAAUUUUGAAAA
Molecule: messenger RNA, 3488 nt
Organism: Cotesia glomerata
Lineage: Eukaryota; Metazoa; Arthropoda; Insecta; Hymenoptera; Braconidae
Product: proton-coupled amino acid transporter-like protein pathetic
Exons: 5
Coding region: 336-1844 (502 amino acids)
Biological process (GO): amino acid transmembrane transport
Cellular component (GO): vacuolar membrane
Molecular function (GO): amino acid transmembrane transporter activity
Source: RefSeq, a predicted model, not a curated record